Nezara viridula (southern green stink bug) is the source of this 2019-nucleotide messenger RNA. The record is from the annotation of a GenBank genome assembly. Lineage: Eukaryota; Metazoa; Arthropoda; Insecta; Hemiptera; Pentatomidae.
AUGUCAGACGAGAAGUUGGCAGUACACGUAAAGGAUGCCUAUAAGAGAUAUACUCCAACGAAUGUCAUUCUGGAUGGACUAACGAUGAGAGUUCCAGAAGGCGCAAUAUAUGGUCUUCUGGGUCCCAGUGGUUGUGGAAAGACUACCCUUCUCAGUUCAAUUGUUGGCCAAAGAUUGUUGGAUUCUGGAAGUAUUCAAGUUUCUGUCAAGCAUAAGGUCCAAGUUGGUUUUAUGCCCCAGGAAAUCGCCUUAAAUACAGAGUUCACGAUCAGUGAAGUUUUUCACUUUUAUGGGCGCAUUUGUAUGAUGGCUGAUGAGAAGAUUGUACAAAGAGGAGACGAACUUAUCAAAUUCCUAGAACUGCCUCCACUGAGCAGGAUAGUUGGCAGCUGCAGUGGAGGUCAGCAGAGAAGAAUUUCUAUGGCUGUCACUCUUCUACAUAAUCCAAAAUUACUCAUUCUUGAUGAGCCUACUGUUGGUGUGGAUCCAGUCCUGUGUAACGAUAUUUGGGAAUACUUCGUAAAAGUUGUCAGAGAGGAAGGAAAGACAAUAAUUAUAACAACACAUUAUAUAGAAGAAGCAAAAAAUUCCCAUAUGAUUGGACUUAUGCGAGGUGGUAUCUUACUAGCCGAGGAACCACCUCCUAUUUUAUUGCAGCAGUACCACUGCGAUACGUUAGAAGAAGUAUUUUUGAAGCUUAGUGUAAAACAGGAAAAAGAAGAACCUUUAGGGGGACCAAAACCAUAUCCAAAAAUUCAACCCAAUGAACCACCAAUAAAAAAUGAUGGAAUAUUUAGAAAAGAACGAUUUAUGGCUCAGUUAAUAAAAAAUAUUAAUUGGACAAGACGAAACUGGACGAUUACACUGUUUGUCAUUUGUUUACCAGCUUUGCUAUUUAGUAUUAUUGGACAGUUGACUACAAAAGAUGGUGGAGAUUUUCCAGUUGGCGAUGAGCCAUUAGCAUUAGUCAAUCUUGAAUCAGAUUGUAAAAACGAAACAAUAUAUAAGUUAGCCAAAAGGUGUGUUGAUACUCGGCCUUUGUCAUGCAGGUAUACUGAUAAUCUUGAACAAAUUUUUAACAUGGAUAAAUAUGACUCAUAUGAUGAUGCUUUGAAUGCUGUGAAGAAGAGUAGAGCUUUCGGUGUUGUUGUGUUACCUGAAAAUUUUACUCGUUACAUGUAUAUAAGACUUACUGACCAAAGUUCUGCAACAGCAAAGGUUUUGGAUGGUAGUACUGUAAAUGUUUCAUUUGAUAGCACUGAUUUUGGUAAAGUUGUUCGAUCAACACGUGAACUUAGUUUGAGGGUCCUUGAAACUAUUCAAGAUUUAGCUGAAGACUGUGGAUUUCCAAGGAAAAUGGCCGAUUUACCAAUCACUGUUGUAGAAAAACUUAAUUUAGUUGAAGAAGUCCUACAGAGUAUGUUACCGCCAUAUUUCAGUUCGGUUGUCUUUUAUACGACAAUGAUGUACACUUCAACAGCAAUUAUAAUGGAAAGGAAUUCAGGAUUAUUUGAAAGAAGUCAAGCUGCUGGUUUGACAAUAGUAGAAAUAUUAAUCACUCAAAUUGUAAUGCAAUUCAUGGUGAUGAUAGUGCAAAAUAUAUUGAGUUUCUUCAUGCUGUAUGUUAUCGACCAAUAUACAAUGAGAGGUAGUAUGGCAUUGGGUUUCUUCUUGAUUAUACUCAUUCAGUUUUGCGGCAUGAGUUAUGGUUUCUUUCUUUCUGUAGUUAUAUCAGCUGAGAAGAAUGUAGCAUAUGCUGGAAUAUUUACAAUUUUGUCACUUUUCAUGCUUACUGGUUCAUUGUGGCCUACAGAAGCACUACAUUGGCUGUUAAAACCUUUCUCAAGAAUCAUUCCUAUAACUUUGACAGCAGAAGCUUAUUACAAUAUAUCUCUCCGUGGGUGGAAUAUCGCUCAUUAUACUGUGUACAUGGGUAUUGUGUAUAUCUUGCUCGGAACUGCUUUCUUCAUUGCUCUUACAUACUUAACAGUUCGAUUUAAUUAUGGAAGUUUUACUUAA